AUGCCGACAUUUAUGCUCGCUACGGCUUCAAAUCCGGAAAUGGUGUGGAGCGCCUCCGNNGACAAGGUGCAGAAGCUGUGGAAGCUGUUGGGCUUGAAGUCCUCACCCUCAGAGUUGUUCACUGAGGACAAGCCGCAAGAGGUUUCGCAGGAUUUGUUCAUACCCUUGAAACCCAAGAAGAGAGCUUUGUCGAAGACAAGGGCUUUGGCCUUUCAGGCAGAGCUUCUCGGGGCAUUCUCUGCUCCAGCUUUCCAGAAGAAGUUGGCAGAGAUGUCAAGAAAGCAUUGUGCGCACUUGUACGAUGCUGACGGCAAAGCCGAGCUGGAUGCAAUCUUGGAGAAGACGAAGCUCCAGAUCUUACCGCUCUACGGCUACGAGGCCUCCACGAAAGGCUUGCGGGACAUGGAGCAUGACAUGCAGCAGUUUGACAAUGAUUCGGACAUCUUCGUCAACGCCAUCGCUAUCGAAGAAGUGCUCUUCCCACAUUGCCAGAGCGGGCGCGUGCCGACAGCGGAGCAAGGGCCGGUGGGCCGACCGGGGCCAAAGCCGACCUCUGCUUUCACAGUCGCAAAGCUGUUGCGAAAGCAGCUGGCGGCCUUCAGUAGCCCAAGCUUCCAGAGUGCGAUCUCCUGCUUGAAGCGCAGCGCGGACGUGGAGCAGGCAUGCGAAGGAUACUACCACUUAAGGGGCCGAGCCGACCUAGCCUUGCCGGUACAGCGCCGAAUCCUGCCUCAGUUUGGCUUUGAGGGUUCGCGAGCCGGCGUGCUGGACAUGGUAAGCCACUGCUCCCAGUUCAUCAUGGAUCCGGAAGUUGGGGGGCUCUUCGACGACAUCAACUUGAAGCUUGGGAUGACGCCCAGAGCCUGUGCUCGGUUCCGUGACACGGCAGCUUUCAGCAUCGCCGGCAGCAGCAAGUGA
Symbiodinium necroappetens is the source of this 918-nucleotide messenger RNA. The record is from the annotation of a GenBank genome assembly. NCBI's taxonomy places the organism in Eukaryota, Dinophyceae, Suessiales, Symbiodiniaceae.